AUGCGCCCGCUCGCCCCCGUCCCCGUCCGGAGCAUCGCGUCGCGCAUCUUCGCCGCGCCCGCACCUCGAGUCCAACCCGCAUUCCCGUUCUGCCACCAAUGCCUCCGCCCGCUCUCGACGACGCCCGCCGCGCCGAGCGGUCACAACAAGUGGUCCAAGAUCAAGCACAGGAAAGGCGCCGCAGACGCGCAGAAGAACAGCAUGCGUAGCCAGCACUCCAAGAUGAUUGCCCUCUACUCACGACCCGGCGUCCCAAAGAACGUGAUCGACUCCGCCGUAGCCCGCGGCCAAGGCCGCACCGCGUCGGGCGCCUCCCUCGAGCCCCUGACCCUCGAGGCCAUCCUGCCCCCCGGCGUCGCCCUCAUCAUCGAGGCCGAGACGGAGAGCAAGGCCCGCAGCCUGCAGGACCUCAAGGUCCUGAUCAAGAGGCACAAGGGCGCGGCCAACGCGGCCGCCUUCUUCUUCACGCGCCUCGGGCGCGUCGUCUUCGAGGCGGCCGGCGAGGGCGGCGGCGGGCCGGGCGUCGACGACAUCCUGGACGACGCCAUCGAGGCGGGCGCCGAGGACCUCGAGGCCGACGACGACGGGAACCUCGUCGUAUGGACGCAGCCCAACAUGACCAACGCCGUCGCCAGCGGCGUCGGCCCCAAGUUUGGCCUGAAGCUGCUCAGCUCCGACAUUAUCUGGUCCGCCAACGACGACACCAAAGUCAAGCUCGACAAGGGCCUCGAGGCGACCUCGCUGGCCGACCUGCUGGCCGCUCUGCAGGAGUUCCCCGAGGUGCAAGCCGUGUACGGGAACCCCGUCAAGGGAGACAUGUCCGAGGAGGAGUGGGCAAGAAUCGAGGAGAACCUGGACUCCUGA
Molecule: messenger RNA, 864 nt
Organism: Colletotrichum higginsianum IMI 349063
Lineage: Eukaryota; Fungi; Ascomycota; Sordariomycetes; Glomerellales; Glomerellaceae
Product: Duf28 domain-containing protein
Exons: 2
Coding region: 1-864 (287 amino acids)
Source: RefSeq, a predicted model, not a curated record